Lindgomyces ingoldianus is the source of this 1100-nucleotide messenger RNA. RefSeq names its product putative oxidoreductase. The transcript has 4 exons. The record is from RefSeq and is a predicted model, not a curated record. Bases 47 to 1015 code for a protein of 322 amino acids. Lineage: Eukaryota; Fungi; Ascomycota; Dothideomycetes; Pleosporales; Lindgomycetaceae.
UUCUACGAGAACCUGUAUCUCAAUCUAUUUGCUCGGCGCAGAGAAAAUGGCACCUCAACUUAUCUUCGGAACUGCAACCUUCGGCAUGGAUUUGACCGAGUUCCAGAACCAGGAUUCCGUGAAUUCUCUACUUCGAACACUUCGUGGUCUUGGCGUAGAGAGACUCGACUCAGGCGCGCGCUAUCCGCCCUUGAAUCCCGGUCGGUCUGAGAUGUUGAUUGGGGACUCGAAAGAGUUUUGCAAGGGCUUCAUCAUCGAUACCAAAGUUUACACGAACACUCAGACCGACGGCAGUGGUGAUCUGACCCGCGCGGGGAUUAGCAAGUCCUUGACCGGCAGCUUACAACGCCUUCAAAUCAACGAGGGGAUUAAUGUGCUGUAUGCACAUAGGGCAGAUCCGAGUACCCCACUCAAAGAGCAAAUUCAGGGCUUCAUAGAGCAAAUAGCGCAAGGGCGCUGUAAGAGUUGGGGUGUAUCUAACACCCCGCCCAAUGUAUUGGAGAGAAUACUGCAGUUGUGCGAAGAGAAUGGCUGGGCAAAGCCUAGUUGCUAUCAAGGAAACUAUAAUCUAGUCACCCGUGGCAUGGAAACGAACCUGUUACCGACACUACGCGAGAAUGGUAUCGCAUUUAAUUGCUUCCAACCUCUCGCCGCAGGAUUCUUAACCGGUAAGCUUGUCAACAAGACACAUGCCGGCACACGAUUUGACAAAAGCAAUCCUCUUGGCAACAUCAUACAGAAAAUGUUUGGGUCCGUGGAGUUGCAGGAUGCAAUGAAAGUGUUCGAUGCAGGGGUGCGGGCAGAGGGACUAGCGCCUACGGAGGUGGCCCUUCGUUGGCUGGCAAACCACUCGGUUCUAAACAACGGGGAUGGCAUAAUAUUCGGCGCGAGCAAGGUUGAUCAAGCACCGGACACGGUAAGGUUCCUGCAGAGCGGGCCGUUGCCUCCAUCGGUGCUUAUUCUCGUCGAGAACCUCUGGUCUGCAGUAAAGGAAAUGCGCGGCGACAUAAUCUGAGCGUUGGGUUUUAUAAGACGACCCAGGAUUUUGGGUUAGUAAAUUUAGAUGAAGUCCGUUACGUUUUGUGUGCCGUAAUAUCUAG